GUUUCCGGCGCGUCCCUAACGGCCGCCGCGGGCUGGGCCCGGCCCGGAGAACCCGGUUUCGCGGUGACCCGAGCUCGUCUGCCUCGACAGCCGUGGCCGAAGCACCCGCGGCCGGCGCCGCCCACUCGAAGGGAGGCCCGAGCCGAUGGGGCUGCCGAGCCGCGAGGUCGAGGCGGCCGGUGCCCCGCGUGCCCCGGCCGGCGGCUGAGGGGUCGCUGCAGCGUCAGGGCGGCCGGACGGUAGCAGCGCCUCCGACCUCGCGUGCCCCUGCGCAGACUGGGAGCGGUGUCCGGCCCGAUCGCGCAGGGGCCGGGCCGGGGCGGCGUGGGGACGGCGGGCCCCGGGGCCGCGACCGGGGCGGCGUCUCCGCGGGGCGCCCUCCGUGGGGGCGGGAGGCGGUCCCCGGCGCGGGGCGCGAGCGGCGCGGACGCCGCCUCCUUCGCGCGUCUUGCCCCUCCGGCAGCCCCGGCGUCCUGCCGCCGCCCGCGGGACGCAUCGACCGGCCGCGGGCAUGGCCACCCGGGUCCGGACAGCGGCCAUCUGGGUCCCACCUCUCCAGGAACAAGAGAGUUCACGCCUCAGAGCGGGAGAGCUGCAGGGUCAGGACACCGUCCUGGGUCAAGGGACCCCUGACCACCGGCCUCUCCCUGGAGGACCCUGGCAAAGACACAAGAAUCACAGGACAGAGCAGGUUCUAGAGUGGCUGUUUAUUUCCCAGGAGCAGCCAAAAACCACCCAGUCUCGGGGACCAUUGUCAUUCGUGGAUGUGUUUGUGGACUUUACCUGGGAAGAGUGGCGGCUGCUGGACCCCUCCCAGAAGCACCUGUACCGGAGUGUGAUGCUGGAGAACUACAGCAACCUGGUGUCCCUGGGGUAUCAAGACAGCAAACCGGACAUCAUCUUCAAGUUGGAACAAGAAGAACCGUGGAUGAUGCCAGCCCAGAUCCCACGUCCAGGCCAUCCAGAAAAAGUCGGGGAAAUUGAUCGUAUGGAAUGGCAUCAGGAAAAUCAAAGCAAGCUGGAAAGUAUGGCAAAAGGCUACGAAUGUACUACAUUUGGAAAGCUGUGCCUUCUUAGUACAAAUUAUGUUUCUUCAGGACAAAACCUUCAUAAAUACGUCACACGUGGAAUGAGUUUUAAAUAUAAUACAGACUUCAGUAGUAAUCAUGCUGGAAGGAACGAUCCUAAUGAGUUUCAUGCAUAUAGGGAAUCAUUCCACCCUUCUAAACAUGAGCAAACUGUUAUUGGAAUAAAAUACAGUGAAAGUAAUGAAUCUGGAAAAAUUGUCAACAAGAAGUCACAACUCCUGUGCCAACCAACGUACGCAGGAGGAAAACCUUUUGAAUGCAGUUUUUGUGGGAAGACCUUCAGCAGUAAGUCCUACCUUGCAGUGCAUCAGCGAACUCAUGUAGAAGAGAAACCCUACAAAUGUGAGGGAUGUGGGAAGACCUUCAGCAGCAAGUCCUACCUCACUGUCCACCAGAGAACUCACACAGGUGAGAAACUCCAUGAGUGCAGUGACUGUGGGAAAGCCUUCAGUUUCAAUUCACAACUUGUUAUACAUCAGAGAAUCCACACAGGAGAGAGUCCCUAUGAGUGCUGCGAGUGUGGGAAAGUAUUCAGUAGGAAAGACCAGCUCGUUUCACACCAGAGAACUCAUUCAGGACAGAAACCCUAUGGUUGUAGUGAAUGUGGGAAAACUUUUGGUUUGAAGUCACAGCUCAUUAUACAUCAGAGAAUUCAUACAGGAGAGAAACCCUUUGAAUGUAGCGAAUGUCAGAAAGCUUUUAAUACAAAGUCAAACCUUAUGGUACAUCAGAGGACCCAUACAGGGGAGAAGCCCUAUGGUUGUAGUGAAUGUGGAAAAGCCUUCACUUUCAAGUCACAGCUCAUUGUACAUCAGGGGCUUCACACAGGAGUAAAGCCCUAUGGGUGCGUCCAGUGUGGGAAAGCCUUCAGCUUGAAGUCGCAGCUCAUUGUGCAUCAGAGAAGUCACACAGGAAUGAAACCUUAUGUAUGCAGUGAAUGUGGCAAAGCCUUCAGGAGCAAGUCGUACCUCAUUAUCCAUAUGAGAACUCACACUGGCGAGAAACUCCAUGAGUGCAGUGACUGUGGGAAAGCCUUUAGUUUCAAUUCACAACUUGUUAUACAUCAGAGAAUCCACACAGGAGAGAGUCCAUAUGAGUGCCAUGAAUGUGGGAAAGCCUUCAGUCGGAAAUACCAGCUCAUUUCACACCAGAGAACCCAUGCUGGGGAGAAGCCCUAUGAAUGCAGUGACUGUGGGAAGACUUUCGGUUUGAAGUCACAGCUCAUUAUACAUCAGAGAACCCACACUGGGGAGAAACCCUUUGAAUGCAGCGACUGUAGCAAAGCCUUUAAUACAAAGUCAAACCUUAUUGUACACCAGAGAACCCAUACAGGGGAGAAACCAUAUGGUUGUAGUGAAUGUGGAAAAGCCUUCACUUUCAAGUCGCAGCUCAUUGUACAUCAGGGAGCACACACUGGGGUAAAACCAUAUGGAUGUAAUCAGUGUGGGAAAGCCUUCAGCUUGAAGUCGCAGCUCAUUGUGCAUCAGAGAAGUCACACUGGAGUGAAACCCUAUGGAUGCAGUGAGUGUGGCAAAGCCUUCAGGAGCAAGUCAUACCUCAUUAUCCAUAUGAGAACUCACACAGGCGAGAAACCACAUGAGUGCAGUGAAUGCGGGAAAUCCUUCAGUUUCAAUUCACAGCUCAUUGUGCAUCAGAGAAUCCACACGGGGGAAAAUCCCUAUGAAUGCAGCGAGUGUGGAAAAGCCUUCAACAGGAAAGAUCAGCUCAUUUCUCAUCAGCGAACUCAUGCAGGGGAAAAACCUUACGGAUGCAGUGACUGUGGGAAAGCCUUUAGUAGCAAAUCCUAUCUCAUCAUACACAUGCGAACUCAUUCAGGAGAGAAACCGUAUGAAUGUAACAGAUGUGGGAAGGCCUUCAUUUGGAAGUCACUGCUCAUUGUCCAUGAGCGAACGCACGCAGGGGAAAGCCCUUAUAAAUGUAGCCAGUGUGAGAAGUCCUUCAGUGGAAAGUUACGGCUCAUUGUACAUCAGAGAAUGCACACAAGAGAGAAGCCCUAUGAGUGCAGUGAAUGUGAGAAGGCUUUCAUUAGGAAAUCUCAGCUCAUUGUACAUCAGAGAACUCAUUCAGGGGAGAAGCCCUAUGGAUGCGACGAAUGUGGGAAAACCUUCUCUCAGAAGUCUAUCCUCAGUGCGCAUCAGAGGACUCACACGGGAGAGAAACCCUGUAAAUGCACUGAAUGUGGAAAAGCCUUUUGUUGGAAGUCACAGCUCAUUAUGCAUCAGAGAACUCAUGCAGAUGAAAAACGUGUUGAUGAGUUAAAUGUAAGAAAUUUUCUUCCACAAGUCAACUCAUAGGAAAUAGCAGCAAAUUCAUAUAGAAGAGAAACUCUGUGAGAUCAUCUCAUUGUACACCAGGAAACUAAUACUGAGUAGAAACCUGUGAAUGCACAGCAUGGACAGGGAUGCCCACAGAAAGCUGCUUUUUACACAUACCCUCCCCACCCCGACCCCCAGUAAAUGCACACAGGAAUGUUAAGAAGGUGAACCCCGUGGAAGUUUUCAGCAGCAAGUUAUACCUUUUUUUUUUUUUUUUUAAAGAUCUUAUUUAUUUAUUUGACACAGAUCACAAGUAGGCAGAGAGAGAGGGGGGAGCAGGCUCCCGGCCGAGCAGAGAACCUGAUGUAGGGCUCGAUCCCAGGACCCCAAGAUCAUGACCUGAGCCAAAGGCAGAGGCUUUAACCCAUUGAGCCACCCAGGUGCCCCAAGUCAUACGCUUUUUAAGUAUAGGUGAGGAACCAUAACAAUGAAGUGAAUACUGGAAAGUUAUUUUUUUACUGUGAUAAAUUUUUUACUGUGAUAAAUUUGCAAAGAGGAAGUUUUGUAAAACAAGUAAAUAUGGAACACAUUGCUUUGAAAUUUGUAUUAAACAGGAGGAUUUUUUAAAACAGUAUUUUAAUGAGAAAAAUGGAAACCAGCGAAUGGCAGAAUUAUCAAAAUCACACAUACUUUAUGUAUCAGAAGCUCAUACUUUGGAGAAACUAUACUAUCAAUUAGGGAAGUUCUUGAUAUAGGAAAGACAAACUUUCAUUAAAAAAUUAAUAAUAUGUAGUGGUAACAAAAGUCUCAAUAGAAAGGUUCCCCUUACUGUUAUUUUGAUUAAGUUAGAAACAAUUUCCUUUACAAAUUAUUGUGAGGGAAAUUGUGUUCUAAAUGUUCCAAAUUGUUAGGAAAAGGUUGGAGAAAACCUCAAGUAUAAAUGAUAGGCAUGUCCAAAAUGGAAUAUAUAUAUUUUUCCAAGUAAAUAAAUGCAGUCACAAGAACCAGAAAUACAUUGACAGACCUACAGGGAUAUUUAGAUCUUAUCUUCCUUGGUACUGUGUGAGUUUUGUGUAGUUUGGCAUUUUACCUAUGAAUGUCACAGAUGAGAGGUAAGUUAGGUAGAUACAUGCCAUUGUCCGGGGACUUGUACUUUGCAUAGCAACAUUGUUUUUAACAAAUACAACUUGCUACUAGAAUGAUGUGAUUUAUUAAAAAUCAAUUUCAAUACUGCAAACCUUUCCUACUACUUUGUAGCCUUUGUAAGUGGGCCUGGCAAUGACUUCUUUAGUUACAUAUGUGCGUAUAGUGCCAAAUCAGGUGCUUGUGUAGCUGGAACGUGUUCUGCCCCCAGCAGUUAGAACAUCAUGAUUUUCUUUAAGAUAAUCUCUGAGUGUAGGAGGUCAUGGGGGGCUCAUCACUUGUGGUGUCCUGCGAAGGCGUCGGCAUGAUCGUUAAGGUAGGCUAAGAUGUUCAUUCCAGAUUUCUGAUGGACUCCUUAAGUACCAGGAAGAAAACUGAACUUUUGUUUUCUGAUAACAUUUUCCUGCAACUAUUAAUCAGUUCCUUCUAUACGGACUACCCAUGGUAGCUUUAGUUAUUGUCACUUUACAACUCGAGUGCACCAGUCUUUUUAUUUGAGUCCCCGGUUUGUGUCUCAGGCAGACGUGUACGUGAUGCUAUGGAGAUGCGUGCAGCCACGCCCCAUUGGCUGUGCUUCGCAGGGAAUGCUUUUAACCCCCAAAGUGAAGGCUUGUGGCAACCCUGCAUUGGGCCAGUGGGUUAGUUUUCCAACAGCAUUCGUUACUUCAUGCCUGUGUCACAUGGUAGUAAUUCUGGCAAUAUUCCUCACUUUUCAUUACUUCUUAUGUUGAUCUCUCAUUACUGCUUGUGAUUUGCUGAAAGCUCACCAUGUUUUAGCAAUAUUCCUAAAUAAGGUGUGUAUGUUGCUUUUUUUUUUUUUUAGAAUACAUAAUGCUUUUGCAGUCCCAAUACACUAUAGUACUACAGUGUAGUGUAAACAUAACAUAUGCAUUGAGUAACAACAAAAAAAAAUCAUUUGACUCGGUUUAUUGCUUCAUUUGCUUCAUUGUGGUGGUCUGGAAUGGCCCUGCAUGGUAUCUCCAAGGUAAUUAAUGCCAGUUUGUAUAGCUGCAGAGUCAGGGUAGUAAAAAGUCAUUCUGCCACUUGCCUUCUUACAAAGUCCGUUUUCUUCACCAGUUUGUGUACAUGAAAGAGCAUUUACCUGAAAACAGUUGAGGCCAUAGCAUUUAGGACUGUUUUGGAGGAGUAGGACGGUUCCAAACCGCAAGUAUAUCUGAAAACACCCUCCACUUUCUACUCUGUGCUUCAGGAGGGAAACCCACCGUUUACCCAAAGAAACUGUUGCUUCUUCGGAGGAGAUAUUUAGUGAUUUCUGAAUGUCUGGUCCUUAUUAUAUUCAGUUCAUUAUACAAGAUCCGGUCUAAAGAUAUGUGGGCUGUAGAAGGAUGGUUCACAGAAGGGAAGAGAAAGUUGUAUAAAGAAGGAGUGCCAGUAUUUGUAAAGUAUAUCCCCCAAAUCCGGAAAACACGAAUAUGUGUUUUGUCAUACAUGUUCUGAGGAAGAUUCAUACAUAAUAAAGAGUAAAUACCUAAGAGGAAGUCUACAUUCAGUGCACUACUACCCCGUGUCAGUUAGAUUUUAAAGGUUUCUGAUUGUGUGAGGCAAAUCCACAUGCAACAUGUUAUCCAGUAGAUGCCAGAAAUGGUGACAUAAUGUUGAAGACAGGAAUGAAAUAUUGUGGGAAAGGCUAAUGCUAACAUUAAGGUCUUAAUCUGAAGUGAAAAAGAAAAUUUAGGACACCUGGCUGCCUCAGUCUUUUGUGCAACUCUUGAUCUCAGGGUUGUGGGUUUGAGCCCCGCCUUGGAUAAAGUAAAGAAAAAGUUUGAAAUUUAACAAAAUGAAUAGACCCGUAACUAGUGAACAAAAAGGAAAAGUAAAGAUUUGAAUCCCUGGCUUGAAAAUCGACUUAGUCUUUCUAAGCCUGCCCCAGUUGCAGAACAGAAAGAAAUUCCAGAGACUUCUAGCAAUAGUUGAUAAUUCUCAGGAAAAGUCAUGGAACAUUAACUAGCGUUUUACAGGUUUUCCCAAAAAUUGACAUGUGGAGGAUAAAUGUUGCAAUUCAUAUUUGUGGACAUCACAGAAAAUAAACUAAAUGUUAUUAGAGCAAAACAAGUGAAUAA
Molecule: messenger RNA, 6588 nt
Organism: Mustela lutreola (European mink)
Lineage: Eukaryota; Metazoa; Chordata; Mammalia; Carnivora; Mustelidae
Gene: ZNF268
Product: zinc finger protein 268
Exons: 5
Coding region: 512-3403 (963 amino acids)
Biological process (GO): negative regulation of transcription by RNA polymerase II
Cellular component (GO): nucleus
Molecular function (GO): DNA-binding transcription activator activity, RNA polymerase II-specific; RNA polymerase II cis-regulatory region sequence-specific DNA binding; DNA-binding transcription repressor activity, RNA polymerase II-specific
Source: RefSeq, a predicted model, not a curated record